Malurus melanocephalus (red-backed fairy wren) is the source of this 3018-nucleotide messenger RNA. It is a transcript of the gene TNFRSF21, whose product is annotated as TNF receptor superfamily member 21. The transcript has 7 exons. Gene Ontology annotation, biological process: humoral immune response; neuron apoptotic process; negative regulation of B cell proliferation. The record is from RefSeq and is a predicted model, not a curated record. NCBI's taxonomy places the organism in Eukaryota, Metazoa, Chordata, Aves, Passeriformes, Maluridae. Gene Ontology annotation, molecular function: protein binding. The coding region runs from base 71 to 2041 and encodes 656 amino acids.
CGAGGGCUGGAUUCCCACUGGGAGGAGUGAGCCGGGAGAAGCCAGUGCUGCUGCACUUCUGGAAGAUGACAUGCUGAUGGGGAGCUUGAGAUACGCGGCUCCAGCUGGGAUCCUGGAGCUGCUCAUGCUCCUUGGCACCGCUGAUGGUCAGUCCAAGCUGACCUCUGAGCAGAAUGCCAUCAGCCUCUCCCCUGGCAAGUACCGCCACCUCGACCGUGCCACCAAYGAAGAGCUGACCUGUGACAAAUGUCCUGCAGGAACCUACGUGUCUAAGCACUGUACAAAGAGUACCUUAAGAGAGUGCAGCCCUUGUCCAGAMGGGACCUUUACCAAGCAUGAGAAUGGCAUAGAGCGGUGCCACCCUUGUAGGAAACCCUGCGAACUGCCAAUGAUCGAGAAAACUCAUUGUACUGCCUUGACUGACCGCGAGUGCACUUGCCUGUCUGGUACRUUUCAGACGAACGAUACCUGCGUCCCUUACACGGUGUGCCCGGUCGGCUGGGGCGUCCGCAAGAAAGGAACCGAGACCGAAGACGUCAGGUGCAAGCCGUGCCCUCGUGGUACCUUUUCUGAUGUGCCUUCUAGUGUGAUGAAGUGCAAACCCUACACUGACUGCUUUGGGAAAAACAUGGUGGUCAUCAAGCCAGGGACUAAGGAGAGUGACAACGUGUGUGGUUCCCCGGCGUCCCUUCCGAACACAGCUUUGACUUCAUCGAGCACCGAAGCGGGCGAGCAGCCCUAUGAAGUUCCACCAACCGCUGAUCUUCCCAAAGGUCUGAACUCUUCAGUUCCUGAUUUUGUCCCCUCUCCAGCGCCGCGCGCGUCCAGCAGCAUGGUGGAGCGGGCACGGUACUACAACGAAACCUCAGCCAACGAGACGGACGGCGUCGGCRGGACCCUCGUGGGCACCGGCACCACCAGCCAGGCCCAGAGCUACCGGCACAAGCAGAGCAGCCAAGCGCUGGAGAAGCAGCCAUCCCUGGAGAUGAUGGGGGGCGAGAAGCCCAGCGUCCCAUACAGGCCCCCCCGGCGGGGCUCGCAGAACGUCCACCAGCACUUCGACAUCAACGAGCACUUGCCGUGGAUGAUCGUCCUCUUCCUGCUGCUGGUCCUGGUGGUGAUCGUCGUCUGCAGCGUCAGAAAGAGCUCACGGACUCUGAAGAAGGGACCCCGGCAAGAUCCCAGUGCCAUUGUGGARAAAGCUAUUAUGAAAAAAUCCACCACCCCCACGCAGAACAGGGAGAAGUGGAUCUAUUACUGCAACGGGCACGGCAUCGACAUCCUCAAGCUGGUGGCRGCGCAGGUGGGCAGCCAGUGGAAGGACAUCUACCAGUUCCUGUGCAACGCCAGCGAGCGCGAGGUGGCGGCUUUCUCCAACGGCUACGCGGCCGACCACGAGCGCGCCUACGCCGCCCUGCAGCACUGGACCAUCCGCGGGCCCGAGGCCAGCCUGGCCCAGCUCAUCAGCGCGCUCCGCCAGCACCGCCGCAACGACGUGGUGGAGAAGAUCCGCGGCCUCAUGGAGGACACCACGCCGGUGCAGAUGCAGCCCCAGUGGCAAGCGCCGGAGCCUGGCAACGAGGACGUCAAGCUGGAAGGUGACAAGCUGGCACUGCCGGUGAGCCCCAGCCCGGUGAGCCCAGCGCCCACACCCAGCCCCAAGCCCCCCGARGCGGCCGUGCUCACCGUGGAGCCCUCCCCUUCGGAGAAGAAAUGCUUCUUUGUGGACGAAGCUGAGCCUCUCCUGCGCUGCGACUCCACCUCCAGCGGCUCCUCCGCGCUCAGCCGGACUGGCUCUUUUAUUACCAAAGAAAAGAAGGACACCGUCCUGCGCCAGGUGCGCCUGGACCCGUGCGACCUGCAGCCCAUCUUUGACGACAUGCUGCACAUCCUCAACCCCGAGGAGCUCCACGUCAUCGAGGAGAUCCCGCAGGCCGAAGACAAGCUGGACAGGCUAUUUGAGAUCGCCGGAGUCAAGAGCCAGGAAGCCAGCCAGACCCUCCUGGACUCUGUCUAUAGCCACCUUCCCGAUUUAUUGUAGGAACUGGGUCACCACACGCUCUCUGAAUAUCUGCUAGAGCUAGCUUGGCACUCGUUAAGAUGACCAACAAUACGCAGGCAGGUUUUGUUGUAGAAUAUACGGCCAGUAUUUUCGUUGAGGUGUCCUUGGUUUUUGGAGGGGGUGCAGUUUGCCAGCGUUGCACCCCUCCACCGUAACUCUAUCGCUCAGUCCAAGUCUUUGCACCCUCUGCCCCCUCCCCRAGCCUCUCUUCUCCUUGUUCUCAUUCCAAUCAGAUCAGCCGAUGCACUUUAAAAAAAAAAAGAAAACAAACAAAAAAACAAAAACAAAACUGCAGUUAAUGAACUAAAAAACCACGAAUCUGGUGUAAUCUAACACAUCAAACCAGGGAUUACUCUGUAACSCCCUUCCUCUGUCAAAGCUGUCACUCGGAGUGACCGUCUCCCACCACCUCCCUUCACCUCGGGGCAGUAAAUGGCAAAAACACGCAAAAAACCCACCCCGAUCAUUGCUGGUUACUGUCUCUUAACGCAGCUAAGCUUCCCACCCGAGCUGACUCUUUUUUUUUUAAAUGUACUCUCGUUUGGCUCAUAUCCAUUGCUGAGAUUUUACUAGCACGGUUAUUUAUUGUAUGGUUUUCACCCGGACAACGCAUCGCGCUCCUAAAUACGCUACAGCAGAAGCGCUUAAGGAAAAAGGUCAAGCCCCACCAACCUUGGAGGCGAUGGAAAGUUCCUUUGCCUCCAGAAUGUAAGGAGUUAUCCCACCUUGGCAAGCGUGGGAGUGGUGGGGCCCCCGAAAGGAGCCGGUGCUGGACGUGGGGAGGCGAAGGCCGCCGGUGGUCGCGCUCUCCUCGUGCUGUAAGACUUAAACCAAGCUAUGCUUUUACACUYGUGUCUCUUGUUUUUUAUACAGACGUGGCCGAUAAGUUUCUCCRAAGACCUUAUGUGGUCUCAAUAGUCUCUUCAAAUCACACUUCACUUUUUAUUAAAAGAGGU